This is a messenger RNA of Malus domestica (apple), 758 nucleotides long. NCBI's taxonomy places the organism in Eukaryota, Viridiplantae, Streptophyta, Magnoliopsida, Rosales, Rosaceae. The record is from RefSeq and is a predicted model, not a curated record.
UUCAGUCUUCAAAACUUGGAGUGCUGUCUGUUUGUCCUCUUUCCAUAUUUCUCUUACAUGCUUGCAGAAGGUCUUGGUCUGUUUGGUAUUGUGUCAAUAUUGUUCACAGGAAUGGUCAUGAAGCAUUAUACGUAUUCAAAUUUAUCAGAAAACUCUCAAAGAUUUGUUUCUUCCUUUUUCCAUUUGAUAUCAUCACUAGCAGAGACAUUUGUGGCAGCUAAUGUUUUUUCUUGUGCAUAUUUGGUCAAUGUGGUUCGACUUGCACACAGACAGAUACCUUUAAAACACCAGAAAGCACUUUGUGUCGAGUCUUAAGAUGGAAAUUUAAAGGAACAAAAAAGAUAGGGUUUAAGGUUUAGGGUUUUAGGGCAAACAAUGUUGUUGGUGCUCUUUAAAAAUGAGUUAUUGAUAUGCAGAUUGAAAAGGAGACUAAUUUGAAGGUGGGAGGAACCUUUUGGUCAAGCUAACCAAAUUAUACUUAUGUUUAUACAUAUGCAUGCUUGUACUGGGAUUUGAUUGUGUUUUGAACUAGCAUCUUGUCCUAUUAGACUGUCUUUAUGCCAUAGUUCCUCAUAGUAUGCCGAACUAGAAUCCUGCUGAAGAGUAGAUGAAAAGAAAUCGAUGCUGCAGAGGAGAUGAAAUGAAACCAAUGCUGCAGAGGAUCUAUGGCACUGCAUGGGAGAGUGAAGAUCAAUUGAAGGCAUUUAUUCAUUUCAAAGAGGAAGCUAAACGUCAAGAUCACAGGAGCCUUGGUCAAG